Arabidopsis lyrata subsp. lyrata is the source of this 1638-nucleotide messenger RNA. RefSeq names its product F-box/kelch-repeat protein At2g44700. The record is from RefSeq and is a predicted model, not a curated record. Gene Ontology annotation, molecular function: protein binding. Lineage: Eukaryota; Viridiplantae; Streptophyta; Magnoliopsida; Brassicales; Brassicaceae.
AAAGAUUGAGAGAGCUUUAGUUUUGAGUAAGUUUCUACAGCAAAUAAAUAGAGUCAAACUUAAAUCUUUUAAGUUUCUAAAGCAAAUAAAUUCUAGAUAUAUUACACCCAUAGAAACCGCUCAUCCCAAGGCACGAACACGAUGACGACCGAAGAAGAGAUGGUCAGGUCAUCGUUGAAAAAAAAACAAAAAAUGAUGAGGAAAUCAUCAUCAGAGUCGUCUCCCAAGUCGUUUUUGUCUUUACCCUACGACGUUGUUUUCAACUGUCUGUCUCGUGUCUUGAGAACCCACGAUCCAAUUCUCUCUCUCGUAGGCAUUUUCAUUGGUCCUUCACUCAUUCUUCCCGAUUCGGUGUCCAAGAUCUUAAAGCUUGAUGAGGGAAUAAUAGAUCCGGGAAAGAAGAAGAUUUUUGUACCAAUAGCUAUAACAGAAGAUUCUGUAUUUUUGUACCAAAUGCGAGUGAACCGAUGGCGUAUUUGUGUAGGACUUGUCGGUGGAAAGAUUUAUGUGAUUGGAGGCUACAGUGACGACGAGAUUUCAGCGGAAGCCUUUGACUUAAAGUCGAAAAGUUGGGUAGCGCCGAUUCCUAAGAUUGAACAUAAACACUGUUGGAUCAGUGAGGCAAAGGUUUCAAUUGACAGUAAGGUCUGUGCCUUUAAUCGUUUAUUCGGCUAUAUGAGUUGUUAUAAUUCUAGAGAUGGUUCUUAUGAGACAUUGGAGUUGCCAAAUGACCAAUGGUGGAAUACGGGAAAAUGCGUGAUUGAAAAUGUGCUUUACAUUUACUUGUCUAAAUUUGGGUUGAUAUGGUAUGAUUCUCAAUUGUUGCGAUGGAGAGUGGUUUAUGGUCUGGAUCUUGUCGAAGCUCGAUGCGUUGGAAUGGCUGAAUAUUAUGGAAAACUGGCCUUUCUUUGGGAAAAACCAAGUCUUAAAAGUAGUGAAAGCAAGAGAAUAAUUGGUUUGCUUAGGAGUAAAGUAGGAAUUCGUGGAACUGAAGAACCGUCUCAGCUUAGAUUGAUUGUCCCUAGCUGCUAUAAAUUUUAUCAUUGUCUGUCUCUUUCCGAUGAUGAUGAUGUUUACUACUUUCUUUAGUCUAUCAAUACAGUUUGUUUACACGAUUAUGUAUGUAUUGCUGCGUGUACUUCUCCAACUCUCCAUUUAGUCAUUAAUGUUGCAGUUUCAGCAUCUUGCUAAUCGAUUUUGUAGUGUUCACUUAGCAAGUUUGUGUGAAUGUAAAUUCACUCAGAUUGAAUAAAUUUUGUCGAUUUAUAAGAUACCAGUACGAUCACACGAAGAUAAAGAAAUUGAAUUUAUUAGAACAUAGUUAUGCUCUGUUUAUUGUGGAAACAUCGAACAAAAUUUCAACCCCAGAUUACAAAACCAUCACAUCACAUCACACAGCCAAAAAUUAUUGGCAUCUUUCUUUCUCUCUCUCUCCCAAAACUCCACAUUCAUUUACAUAAACCAGAUCUACAAUUUCUCAGAUUCCGACAAUCGGGAAUUUGAAAACUAGUCAUCUCCGAUCCAUAAAAAGAUGUAUAGAAACAGAGCAAAUCUUUUAGCUUUGGAGAUAUAAAGUGGUUUUAGGAGGGUUUUUGUUUUUAAAGGAUAGAUUUUAGACAAAAAGGUAUUUAUAUAAAA